Molecule: messenger RNA, 1223 nt
Organism: Argiope bruennichi
Lineage: Eukaryota; Metazoa; Arthropoda; Arachnida; Araneae; Araneidae
Product: DNA damage-regulated autophagy modulator protein 1-like
Exons: 7
Coding region: 69-920 (283 amino acids)
Source: RefSeq, a predicted model, not a curated record
AGCCUCUGUCAAUCUCACAGGAAAGAUGACAGUUCGAACAACAUCCAUGGAAGUUGAAAGGAUUUUGCAUGGGCCAAUGCAUUGCUAAAGUUAAGUGCUUCCGUUUGGGUUCUUACUCAAAAAUGUCUGUUUGGAGUUGGAAAAAGAAUGGGUGGCUGGAUUGCGCUUUUGCAACUUUACUGAUAUUUGCCAUUAUCGUGAGUUCAACAUCAAUAGCAUUCAGAAAAUCUUUUACAACGAGCAUCAGUUUUAACGGAGGCUCAUUUCCUGAAGUUGGAGUUUUUAAUUUAUUUUUAUAUAUGUCAUCUUUUUUAGGAAUGGUGUGCGUGAUCUUGCGUUAUGUCUACAUUGCAGAUAAAAACGUAGUCGUCUCCAAUGUUAGUCUCCUUUUAAACAAACUCUCUCUUUUGCCUGGAAUUUCAUCUUUUGCGGGUCUUCUCAUAAUUGCUGCUUUUCCUUUCAAUUCCAAGCAAAGAGGAGGAUCUUUACAAACCGUUGGAGCUUACAUUUUCUUCACCUCAGGUAUUCUGUUUUCCUUGAUGCAGACUGUAACUACUUUUAUGUAUUCUAGAUUUUCCAAGAUCUUCUUCGCUCGUAUUGUCUUAGUGAUAAUUGUCGCUGGAUGUUUCAUUGCUGCUGUGAUCAUGUUUGAAAAAAAUCAAAAUCAAAAAUUAGAUCCUUCAACAAAUAAUACCCUAGGAAACGAAACUUCUAUUCCUACAUUUACUGAAACAAAACAGAUGAAUGCUCAGAUUCUUGCCUUUGGAUUCGAGCGGGCAUGCGUUUUUGUAUACGCAUUGUUUUUCCUCACCUUCUUCAUCGAGUUUCAAACUUUGUCCACUUACAUUAUUCUAAGGCCACUGGUAAUGUCUUCUCCAAGUGAUUAUACGAGUUCGGCGACUGUAAAUGAGAGAUUAUAAUAAAGACUUUUAAGCCACUUAAGAAUAUGGAAUAAAAUUUCUUCAGUGGUGUUUGAGCUGUGAAGAUUUUUUUAGAAUCCAGAAUUCAAAUUCUUUGAUGAAUACAAUACUUUCACUUUGUAGUACCCGGGAGACCGAGCAUCGCUCGGCAGAUUUAUUUUUUGUAAAAUCGUAUUUUUUCGGAGAAAAUAUUUAGAUACGAAUCGCAUACUCAAUACAUGUAAAUUUUUUUAAAAUCUUGUCUACGUAUAAACUGGUCAUUUAAAUAAAAAAAAUCAUGAAUGCCCAUAGUUUAACAUGUUA